Molecule: messenger RNA, 2194 nt
Organism: Mycena citricolor
Lineage: Eukaryota; Fungi; Basidiomycota; Agaricomycetes; Agaricales; Mycenaceae
Source: the annotation of a GenBank genome assembly
AAACGACCUCGGAGAGUACUCAUACCUGGUUCCUGGUGGCAGGCGUGUACCGCAGGGUCAUUUGCGGUAUAUUUCACUGCCCUACUGAUUGUGAAACAAUUGGUCACGCUCGCGAUUGCCUUUGACGUUGCACCGCCACAACAUGUCGCACUCAUUUUUCUGUCCCUCGACUGCCCGUCAUCUUCUUACUCGAUGGGGAUCAUGAAAGACUUGCAUUCUCCCCGCCGGUAAAUGUCUGUUGUCUGACAUCCGAGCUCCGACGAAGCACCUCCAACGACAUUCACUCCCUUGACACCGUGUGAGAGGGCUGGAGGCUUACUUCGCCCGCGCACAAUUUCCGCAUUCCUCUGAUUCCGGCUUGGCUGGACCGGAAAAGGCAUAGCAGGAAUCGAAAUCGGAUGUCCUGGGAGCGAUUAGGAUUGCACACGCCCUGUCUUCCUCUUCCUUUUCCUCUCAGUCUUCCUCUCGCUCACCAUGGACGUCGUCCUGGCACUCGCCUGCACAGCCGCCCUGACGGCGCUCAUCUGGUGCCAGCGCCGACUGCGCGCCCGACGACUCGGCGCUCCGCACCCGCUGCACGCCGUGCCGGGGCCUGCGGCCGACACGUUUCUCGCGGGCAACCUCGCGCGUCUGCACGGGCCUGAUGGGUGGGACUUCCACGCGCAGCUGGAGAGGGACUUCCGCCCCGGGGUGGUGAAGAUACAUGGGCUCGCCGGGAGCCUGCAGCUGUACGUGUACGACCCGGUCGCCCUGCACUCGAUCCUCGUCAAGGACGCCGAGUCGUACGAGGAGGGCCUGGUGUUCCUCAGCCUUACUCGUGUCCUGUUCGGGACGGGCAUCUUGUCGACUACGGGCGCAACCCAUCGGCGUCACAGGAAGAUUAUGAUGCCGGCGUUCUCGCCGAAGCAUCUGCGUGGGAUGGUGCCGGCGUUGUACGAGGUGGCGUGCAGGCUUCGCGAUGGACUGGUGAUCCCUCAGAUCAAGGACGGCGUGUCGUCCGAGAUCGACCUCUACCCCUGCCUCAGCCGCGUAUCGCUCGAAUUUAUCGGCCGCGCGGGUGCAGACCACUCAUUCGACCCCCUGUCGUCCAUCGAGGAUCCAACCGACAACUACACCCGCUCGCUCAAGGCCAUCACCCCAUGCGUCCACAAACUCGCUGUCCUGCUGCCCUUCGUCCCGCUGCUCGCGAAUCGGGUGUCGCCUUGGCUCCGGCGGGCGCUGAUCCGUGUCGUGCCGAGACAAACGAGUCUGGGAACGCUGUGUGAUGCGGUCAGGGUGACCGAUCGGCGAGCGACGGAACUUGUUCACCGAGCGCGGGAAGGCGCGAGCCAGGAGCACAGGCAUGACGUUCUCAGUCUCCUCAUGCAAGACACGGAAGACGAUGAAUCGCCGCUGAUGACAGAGGAACUGGUUGCCCAGAUAUCGAUGAUCGUGCAAGCGGGGACAGAUACGACAUCUUCGGCGUUGAACCGCGUCAUCCUCGUUCUUGCGCUGAACCCCGAGAUUCAAGAGCGACUUCGAGCCGAGCUGCUGCGCCACGACGAGCGCAUGGACCACGACGUCCUCGUACAACUGCCGUAUCUCGACGCGGUCGUGCGUGAGACGCUGAGGCUAUACCCGCCCAUCACUGCUAUGUCGCGCACCACCACGCGUGAAUGCAUUCUCCCGCUAUCCGAACCCCUUACCGACACGCGCGGACAGAAGAUGAACCAGAUUCGGGUCCCGCAGGGCACGGAUGUCUACAUCGCCAUCGCCGGCGCCAACCAUAACCCGGCUGUCUGGGGCCACGACGCUCUGGAGUUCAAUCCCGAGCGCUGGCUCGUGCCCGGAUCUGAACCAUCAUCCAAGUGGCCGUCGUCCGGGGUCUUCGGGGACAUGAUGACGUUUCUGGGAGGGAACAGGAGCUGUAUCGGAUUCCGAUUCGCCCAAUUGGAGAUCAAGAUUGUCCUGGCUGUGCUCCUUCGCUCGUUCAAGCUGUCUGUGUCACAUCCACAGCGGAUCUCCUGGAAGAUGGGCUCUCCAGCCGAGCCUAUGGUGGAUGGGAAAGCGGCGCUGCCGAUUGUCGUGGAGAGGUUAUAUUAGAUGCGCGUAGAAAUCGGACUUAUACCUAGGCACAUCCGCUUUAUCUAUUUUACUCAAGCCGCGAGUGUUCAUGAAACUCCCGGUGUCCUUAUCGAUCAGUUGUGGAUCCUCA